CAAUCUUACAUAGUUACCCAGUUUUUAUUUACGAAUUUUUGCUGCGUUUUGCAGAGUUAAUCAAUUGAAAGAAAUAUAGAAUGUACUAAAGGUGUCGGCUAAAUAUGGUUGACCUAGGUGUAUGUUCGGUGUUUGAUGAAUUUUUCAUGUUUUUUCUAUAGAUAUAAUAAUGAAUAACGAAAGAAAAAGUAAGAUACCCGCGGCACCUACUUUUGCCACCAGUGGCAAUCUAUUGUCAAAUGUAGCACCACCAACUGAACUACCAAAUUUUGUAACGACAACCACGACUCAAAUUCCACCGGUUUCCAACACCUCUAAAGCGGUACCAGCAGCACAAGAGAUGCCACCAGAACAAGCGAUGCCAGCAGCACAAGUGAUGCCAGCUGCACAAGUAAUACCAGCAGCUCAAGUGAUACCAGCAGCCCAACUCCCACCAACAAGCCAAAAUAUUGGCACAAUGCCCAGCCAAUCUUCACCAGAGAGUCCUGAGAAAUUUAGUCCGGCUAUCCCACUAUGCAAAGGGGAACCGACUCUACCUAUAAGAUCACCAGAGGACUCUUUGUCAUCUCUAUCACCAGAGUCAUUGCAUGAUUCUACACCGGAAACGGAGUUGGAGACGAUUGGUGACAUAAUGCCAGGCAGUGGCAUCCUAAAUUGGAUGAAAGGUGCCGUCUCUACCGGAGGGAUUUUACAAAGAGUUGCUGAAAAAGCCAAGAGUUCAGUUGAUUCCAUGAUAACCACACUCGACCCGCAAAUGAAGGAAUACCUAAACAGUGGUGGCGAUAUGGUGCUAGUGGUCGUUUCAGAUGCGACAAAAGUAUCAUCACCCGUGCGAGAGGCAUUCCAAACUGUUUUUGGAAAAGCAACAGUACUGGGCUAUCCAGCUGAAAGUGACGUCACAGCCAAACAACCGACCAGCUACGCAGCAGCCUACGCUUCGGCGAAGCAACGCAUCGCAUACAUACGCUCCAUGUACAGUGAGCUGACGAACAACGUGCCUGUACUCGCUAUCGAAGGAUUCAUCCAAGAGACUGUCACUGAUAGGUGGUACGACCUAAAUCUGCUGGUGCUAUCGCAGCCUUCGCUCGGUAUAGAGCUGCAAGUACAGUCGCAAGCUACCCCGGUGCCGUCGGCAGCAGUUGCGGCGGCUCGGGCGGCGACCGAGGAAGACUACGAGCACGCACAGACCGGAUUCAGUGUCACAAUCGAGUCCAUCAUGGCUACCAACUUACAGGUACUUAACGCACAAUGGCAGGAAGCAUCGACGGGGGUGUCUAGGAGGGAAAUACUGCUUUUGGCGGCGAAAUCACUGGCGGGCUCAUUCAAGAAGCUAUUGGCGGUGUCUGCAGACGCGAAUUAGAUAUACGAAUAAAUUUUAUCAAUAAAAUAC
Pararge aegeria (speckled wood butterfly) is the source of this 1390-nucleotide messenger RNA. Its product is annotated as protein PRRC1-like. The record is from RefSeq and is a predicted model, not a curated record. NCBI's taxonomy places the organism in Eukaryota, Metazoa, Arthropoda, Insecta, Lepidoptera, Nymphalidae. Gene Ontology annotation, molecular function: protein kinase A regulatory subunit binding. Gene Ontology annotation, cellular component: cytoplasm. Bases 170 to 1360 code for a protein of 396 amino acids. Gene Ontology annotation, biological process: activation of protein kinase A activity. The transcript has 8 exons.